CUCUCUCAACUUGGUUCAUGCGCCAAAGAGUGUGCAUAUAGUGGGGGAUCACAAUGGGAGUAUGUGGCUUCUUAAGAAUUCAAAGGAUAUGGUUUUCUUCUACAUUUUCGUACCAAAAAUUGAUUUUCUCUAUUGCGACCAAAGGUUAAGUGUGUUUAGUUUUUUUAAAAAAAUAGGGGCAUUUUGGUCACUCACUUUGAGUAAGCCAAGGGGCACAUGGCCGGCCUUUUAUUAAUCCGUCGUCCACUCUGCGACCCAUCAAGUCGUUUUCCGCUCAAGAAUGAGGUAUCCUCCUCUCCAAACACAUUUCUAGAUUCUCCAUUAACCAUUUCCCUAUCGCUGUACUUAUAACCCCCCAGACGUGAAACGAUUCCAGUCUUUCCUCUUAGACCUUGCUAAUGGAGCGUCUUGGCAUGCCAAUCUCUUUUCAGCCUCCCAAGGUCACAGAAACCCCAGCUACAGGCUUUUUUGCGCCACCCAUGACAACCAAAACCACCAGAAGUGGUAUUUUCAGGCAACCUAGCUCCACCAUAACCGCCGUUAAUGGCUUUUCCCAGCUGCCGAUCUUCACCAAAUCUCACGGUAAUGGCUUUCUUCGAACACCUGUGUUCGGCCCGACUGCCAACUCAUCGAAAAUACGAAAGCCGUCGAGAAGAAUUCCUAGAGUUCUUUGUCGUGUAGACAAGAGCUUUCUUAACAUGAAACCCGGACCAUGCCGCGAUCUCAUAGACAUGUCCCUGCAUUGGGGCGAUGGUUCCAGCCAAAUGAAAACUGAUGUGGUGAUCCUAGGAGCUGGCCCAGCCGGCCUUUCUCUUGCUGAGAAGGUGUCGGCGAGUGGUGUUCGGGUUGUAUGUAUUGACCCCUCACCCCUUGCAGUUUGGCCCAAUAACUAUGGUGUUUGGGUCGAUGAGUUUUCACCCUUGGGCUUGGAAGAUUGCCUUGACCAUGUGUGGCCCCUCGCGUCUGUUCUUUUGGAUGAUCAGAAAGUCAAAUAUUUAGAUCGCCCCUAUGCCCGGGUUAGCCGCAAUGCCUUGAAGAGGAGGCUCCUUGAGGGGUGUGUAACAAAUGGUGUCAAUUUUCUUAGAGCCAAGGCUUGGAGGGUGGAGCAUCAAGAGUUCUCCUCCUUAGUGAAUUGUGAUGAUGGUAGUGCCAUCAAGGGGAGUUUGGUUGUAGAUGCCACUGGUUUCAAAACUCCUUUCAUGGAAUAUCCUAAGAAUAGGAAUCAUGGGUACCAAAUUGCUCAUGGAAUCUUGGCUGAGGUUGAGGGGCACCCAUUUGACCUAGACAAGAUGGUGUUGAUGGAUUGGAGGGACUCUCACAUGGGAAAUGAACCCUACUUAAGGGAAGGUAACAGGAGGCUGCCUACAUUUCUCUAUGCCAUGCCCUUAGGGCCCAACUUAAUAUUUUUGGAGGAGACAUCAUUAGUGAGUAGGCCUAUAUUAUCAUACCUGGAGAUUAAGAAGAGGAUGGUGGCUAGGCUAAGGCACUUGGGUAUUGUAGUGAAAGAAGUACUAGAAGAUGAGAAGUGUGUCAUCCCAAUGGGAGGCCGACUUCCUAUAAUCCCCCAAAAUGUGGUUGGAAUGGGUGGAAAUGCAGGGCUAGUGCAUCCUUCAACUGGGUAUACAGUGGCUAGAAGUUUGGCUGUUGCCCCAAUUUUAGCAGAUUCAAUAGUGGAUUGCUUGGGUUCAACUAGGAUGAUAAGGGGAAGGCAGCUUCAUUCUAGGAUUUGGAAUGCCUUGUGGCCCUUGGAUCAGAGAAUGGUUAGAGAGUACUUCUCUUUUGGGAUGGAGACUUUGUUAAAGCUAGAUCUGGAGGGUACUAGGAGGUUUUUUGAUGCGUUCUUUGAUUUGGAUCCAUACCACUGGCAUGGAUUUCUAUCAUCUAGGUUAUCUCUUUCAGAGCUUGCCAUGUUGAGCCUAAAUUUGUUUGGGAAUGCAUCUAAUCCCUCUAGGCUUGAUAUAGUUACCAAGUGCCCUUGGCCCUUGUGCAAAAUGUUAAGGAAUAUUGCGUUAGAAAUGGUGUAGAUGAAGUUUUGUGAUGGCACUUUCAUGUGUAUUGGAUCACAUUACUUAGUUGAUAUGGGACCCUUGCAAACUUAACCUUA
Molecule: messenger RNA, 2104 nt
Organism: Amborella trichopoda
Lineage: Eukaryota; Viridiplantae; Streptophyta; Magnoliopsida; Amborellales; Amborellaceae
Product: capsanthin/capsorubin synthase, chromoplastic
Biological process (GO): carotenoid biosynthetic process
Molecular function (GO): oxidoreductase activity, acting on paired donors, with incorporation or reduction of molecular oxygen
Source: RefSeq, a predicted model, not a curated record